AUGAACGUGGAUCCAAACGAAAGCGAUGGAGAAGAAAACGCCGUCUCGGGCACGCGUCGAGUUCCCGAGCAUAAGCUCUCUUGUGACCAAUGUAGACAACGAAAGAUCAAAUGCGACCGUGGAGACCCUUGUGGACCGUGUCAACGAAAGAAUAUUCGUUGUUCGUUCCCCACUGGCUUCAAGCCUCGAGCAAAACGUCAGCAGGUCCUAGUAUCUGAUGGCUAUGAGUCCAAAUUGGAUGCCAUUUCGCGAAAGCUUGAUCGCAUAAGCCUCGCUGUCGACAACAUCAGUUCUUCUUCUCAGCAGCUGCAAGGAGGCUCGUCAGCUGCUCAUACUGCUAUUAGUUCACAGGUUACCCCAAUAUCCCAUGCGAGCUCCCCGUCGUGUAAUGUCAGGACAGGCCCGGAGAAAGGCUCGGAGUUCGAGGGCGAUGUCACCUUGACGACACAGGCUACAUUUGCGACGGACUUCUUGCAACAAGUCGUUGACAGCAACCAGCCAUCGCAAACGCUUCCUGAGAUAAAGAGUCACUUAGACGCACUGCGGAAGAUCUUGGCGGGCAAAGAAGUUACGGCUGACGAGACGCGUCUUGUUGAUACGCAACGGAUAUUGUCACCUCAAGAACAUGGAGGGUUUCAGCUCCCUCCCGUCAACCUGGCCAUGAUGGCUGUACAGAGACUGAGAGAGUCUUCCAGGUUGCAGCUAUUCUGGCGUGCAGAGUUUCACAGCAUCAGUCAAUUUGUCGAGUAUCUUAUGACAGUUUACUUUGGCAAGCCUACCCUUGCUGAUCUCAUCGUUACGCAUGUUGGCUUGGAAGUCCCUUCGAAGAGCAUGCCACUAACAGAAGUCCAGUCAUCCUAUCAUCUCGAGAAUUGCCGGAUUUCUAUGUCCUGGAAUAGUCUUGCUGCAGCAGUACAGAUGUGCCAGACACUAGGUUUCACCCGGGAAAAUCUCCCAAAGCCAGAGUCGAGAGAAGCAAAGCAACGACGGGCUAAACUGAUCUUCUACAUCCAUCUUUGCGACAAGAUGCUCGCUUUGAGACUGAGUCGGCCAGUCUUGAUCCGAGAUGGAGAAAUCACUAUUGACUUUGAGGCUUUUGAAGCGGAUAGGGGAGACGGACCUACUCCGGUCAUUGAGAAAUGGGCAAGGUUUUGCAACCUUCAAGGAAGAAUCUAUGAUAUACUCUACAGUCCGGGUUCUUUGCUUCAGCAGGAUAUUCAGAGAGAGACGAAUGCGAGGAGACUUGCGGCUGAGAUGGAGCAGUUGUUCCAAACAAAGAGUCUGGCAGAAGAACACUUAUUUGAGUCAAUUGUGGCGAGUAUCGGCGAAAAACAGAGCGAGGUCUUCCGCAGGACCGAUAGGGUAGCAUACUAUUCCAUGCGCUGUCUGGUGUUCAGAGCAGUGAAGCCUGCGUCUUUGACAUCCUCAGCCUUUUGCGAUGGAUGUCUCGAAGCAGCAAAGAAUGGCCUUGAGCAACACAGGAUUUGUUUGUCUAUGCUCAAGAACGUCGAAACCAUCGUCUUUGAGUUUUACAUGCAUUGGGGCCUCAUGGCGGUACCUCUGGUGCCAUUCAUGGUCUUGUUUUGUCAUGCCAUCGAAACUUGCGACCCGACUCACUUGGAGCCGCUCGCAGCCGUGGUUGAAACAGUCGACAUGAUACCCCCAGAUCUUCCAAACGUAUACAGAAAACAGCUUCAUUUGUUCAAGCUUAUGUAUGAAGUCGCGUGCAAGUAUGUGGGAUCGAGGACUAAUAACCCUCCGGUCCAGGUAUCAGGGCGUAUACCUGAUACACCAUUUGAGAUGUUGUUUUUCGAGGCGGGGGUUCCUGUGCCCAGUCACCUGAACAUGCAGGGCUUUAGCGAUGGCACACAGCUUGCAAAUGAGAUUAAUUAUGGGGGAUUAUCAACAGGACAAGCGGGGAAUAUUGUGGAGGGUAGCUUUGACCAUAACAUGGAGCUGGGGAACUGGUUUGAGCAAAACCAAGAGAUAUUCAUGAUGCUGGACAACAACCAAUCAUAG
Fusarium oxysporum Fo47 is the source of this 2019-nucleotide messenger RNA. RefSeq lists its product as uncharacterized. Bases 1 to 2019 code for a protein of 672 amino acids. Gene Ontology annotation, molecular function: DNA binding; DNA-binding transcription factor activity, RNA polymerase II-specific; zinc ion binding. NCBI's taxonomy places the organism in Eukaryota, Fungi, Ascomycota, Sordariomycetes, Hypocreales, Nectriaceae. The transcript has 8 exons. Gene Ontology annotation, biological process: regulation of DNA-templated transcription; DNA-templated transcription. The record is from RefSeq and is a predicted model, not a curated record.